This is a messenger RNA of Gossypium raimondii (Peruvian cotton), 2001 nucleotides long. RefSeq names its product vacuolar cation/proton exchanger 5. Gene Ontology annotation, biological process: intracellular calcium ion homeostasis; calcium ion transmembrane transport. Gene Ontology annotation, molecular function: calcium:proton antiporter activity. Gene Ontology annotation, cellular component: plant-type vacuole membrane. The transcript has 12 exons. The coding region runs from base 369 to 1742 and encodes 457 amino acids. The record is from RefSeq and is a predicted model, not a curated record. Lineage: Eukaryota; Viridiplantae; Streptophyta; Magnoliopsida; Malvales; Malvaceae.
AAACUUUGAUUAGUUUUCAAGCCUCAAAUCUAUGAAAAAAAGUUGAAAAAAAUAACAAUAAAGACGACAAAGACAAGCAGUUCAAAUUACACGAAGAAAACGGAGAAUCAGAGCUUACUAUUCUACAUAUAUGACCCCCACCCCUACCCUCACCAACGCUUUCAAUUUUACUAUUUUGCAUUUUUAUUCCCUCUUCUCUUUCUUACCAAAGAAAAAAAAAUUCUUUUUUUUUCUUCGGUAAAGAAAAGUAUUUUAUUUAAUUUUCUGGGGUUUUUGAUUCAUACCCAUUUCAGGUUUUCCAUCGACUUGCAAUAAAGGACCUUGAGGAAUUAACCAAGCAUAUGAUUUUACUCUUUUGAUGCGUGAAGAUGGAUUACAAAGUGCAAGUCGGAGUCCAAUCCCACCUUGAACAGAUGGGACCACUAGAUGAUAGGACAAUGGAAGAUCUCGAUGACGAGUGCCUCUUUCCCUCUGAAAUGGAUGCUCAAAAGACACAAUCUGUUGAUCCAAAUCAACAUAUUUCAGUUUCUGGUAGUUUGCCUUUCAAUGGCAAUAAAAUGACAAGGAAUGGUGUUUAUAAAAGCAUAAAGACCGUAGUUUUCUCGAAUAAGCUUAACUUGCUCAUGCCUUUUGGUCCUCUAGCAAUCCUGGUUCAUAAAAUGACUGAUAGUAAUGGGUGGGUCUUCUUUCUAAGCUUACUCGGUAUAACACCUUUGGCUGAGCGUUUGGGUUAUGCUACCGAGCAGUUGGCUUUUUUCACUGGACCUACAGUUGGUGGUCUUCUAAAUGCUACAUUUGGGAAUGCAACUGAACUGAUUAUUUCAAUUUAUGCACUGAAAAGUGGAAUGAAACGAGUUGUUCAGUUGUCAUUGUUGGGCUCGAUUUUGUCAAACAUGCUGCUUGUUCUUGGAUGUGCAUUCUUUUGUGGUGGGCUUGCAUAUCAUGGAAAGGAGCAGGUCUUUAGCAAGGCCACAGCCGUUGUCAAUUCCGGACUGCUGCUGAUGGCAGUCAUGGGCCUACUCUUUCCAGCAGUCCUCCAUUACACACACACUGAACGGCAUGCUGGGAAGUCAGAGUUGGCUCUUUCAAGAUUUAGCAGUUGUGUUAUGCUUUUAGCUUACGCUGCCUAUCUUGUUUUCCAGUUGAAAAGUCAAACAGAUCACUAUGUCCCCCUUGGCGAGGAAGUAAACCAGAAUGGGGAGAACUUAGAUAACAAUGAUGAUGAUGAAGAUGAAGCUCCAGAGAUCUCCAAAUGGGAAUCAAUAAUUUGGCUCUUAAUCAUGACGGUUUGGAUCUCUAUCCUGUCGGACUAUUUGGUGGAUACCAUUGAGGGGGCAUCUGAUGCGUGGGAUGUGCCGAUUGCUUUUAUUAGUGUUAUAUUGCUCCCUAUAAUUGGGAAUGCUGCUGAGCAUGCAAGCGCUAUCAUGUUUGCCAUGAAAGAUAAGCUCGACAUAUCCUUGGGAGUGGCCAUAGGGUCAUCAACUCAGAUUUCUAUGUUUGGGAUACCUUUUUGUGUGGUUAUUGGGUGGAUGAUGGGGCAAGAAAUGGACUUAAACUUCCAACUUUUCGAGACAGCAACUCUGUUCAUUACCGUUAUAGUCGUAGCCUUUUUUCUGCAGGAAGGGACGUCUAACUACUUCAAAGGACUAAUGCUUAUACUUUGCUAUCUAAUAGUCGCUGCGAGUUUCUUCGUACAUGAAGAUCCUCCUACAGAUGAUCAAAGUAAGCAACCGGGAACGUGAUGAACGACACAGUUGAAUCGAGAUAUGGAAUUCGGAGCCUUUGAAAGAUGCAAGAGGCAAGAAGCAAGAACCCGUGGUGAUUUGAAACAAGUUUGUCCCACAUGGUGUAAAUAGUACUGUUGACAGGCAGAGAUAUUCCAUUUUUUGUUUCCAGAGCUAAAUUUAAGUGCUCAAUCUUUUUAUUUAGGAUUAAAACUAUGUAUUAUUAAUACUUUUGAUUUUUGUGACUAAUCAAGAUUCACAAAUUAUUGUGUGGAUA